AUGGCGCCGAAACCCAAUCCACCACCGAAAGAAGACACGUGGGCGUUCCAGCCCAUCGGUUCACCGUUCCCACCGAGUCCAGUGAAAUGUAUGGGAGAGCAGAAUAUGUAUGUGGCUCUGUGGUACAAACACGGAAAGCCGAUCCAUGGACGCUCGUGGAAUAACGGAGGAGUCGUCGAGUGUUCAUUCCCGUAUAAGGAGGCGGAGUUGACGACAAAGGCUCAAUUGGAAGGACAGAUUCAGGUGCUUCAAUAUGUUGGAGACCAUAACAAUCAAGGAUUCUGGUACGAGUGGAUCAAGUACAAGGACCGUAUCGAGAAGAUCGAUGACAAGCAUCAACUCUUCCGUUGUGGAGACUCUUUCCCAAUCUUCUGGAAGAGAAAGGAAGGAAAUCUUCUCGGAUAUGUUGACAACAAGACCGAGGAGGCUUGGUUCUCUUUCAACGGAAAAGUUAUCAAACAAGUUGGACCCCAAUUGAAUGAUAUGUACAUUAUCACUCGUAACUGUAUUGGAGGACCACCACACUGUGAAUGUGACAACUGUCCGAAGCCACCGCCACCACCACCAAUUCCACCACCAGGCCCACCACCACCACGUGUCAUGCACGACGAAUGGAUCGAUAUCCGUGAGGGAGAUCCGUUCCCGACUCGCAAGUUGGUUCAAGCGUUGGACAAGACUUUGGACACUUUGCCUGGAGUCAACCCAGAUCAAUAUGUCGCAUUGUGGUACAUGCAGGGAGAACCUGUCAUGGGUCGUGUCUGGAACGAGGGAGGAAAGGUCGCUGCCAACUUCUCUUGGUUCAACAAUGAAUACUGCAAGGGUGUUGGAUCCAUCCAACUUCUUGUUCGUCUCGGACCACAUGUCGUUGGAUACGAAUACGGAUGGAUUCCAUUCCCAGAAGCGGCCACUUUCGAGGAGGGCAAAACUUGGAAGCCAGUCCACGUCAACAACCACAAGGGAGAUAUCUCUGUGGGAGUUGUCAACUUGGCUGGUGGAAAGCAGAUCCUUGCCAAAGUUGACGUCCGUAACGAAUCGUAUGGAUACGGUUACCAAGGAAAGGAGAUCGCUGCCCGUGGACCUGCAUGUGCUUCAAGUGUUACUGUCCUUUGUCGUAAGGCUCUGCCUGGAUACAAACUUGACGGUUAG
Molecule: messenger RNA, 1146 nt
Organism: Caenorhabditis remanei
Lineage: Eukaryota; Metazoa; Nematoda; Chromadorea; Rhabditida; Rhabditidae
Exons: 3
Coding region: 1-1146 (381 amino acids)
Source: RefSeq, a predicted model, not a curated record